Messenger RNA from Fonsecaea multimorphosa CBS 102226, 1368 nucleotides. Its product is annotated as tubulin gamma chain. Gene Ontology annotation, molecular function: structural constituent of cytoskeleton; GTP binding. The transcript has a single exon. Gene Ontology annotation, biological process: microtubule nucleation; meiotic spindle organization; mitotic spindle organization. Lineage: Eukaryota; Fungi; Ascomycota; Eurotiomycetes; Chaetothyriales; Herpotrichiellaceae. The record is from RefSeq and is a predicted model, not a curated record. Gene Ontology annotation, cellular component: cytoplasm; spindle; centrosome. The coding region runs from base 1 to 1368 and encodes 455 amino acids.
AUGCCUCGCGAGAUCAUCACUAUCCAGGCAGGCCAGUGCGGGAACGCCAUCGGCUCUCGGUUCUGGCAGCAAUUAUGUCAAGAACAUGGGAUUUCCCGCGACGGAAACCUCGAAGACUUCGCUACCGAAGGUGGUGACCGCAAAGACGUUUUCUUCUACCAGAGCGACGACACACGUUACAUUCCCCGAGCCAUCCUCAUCGAUCUCGAACCGCGAGUCAUUAACAGCAUCCAAAGCGGCCCUUACAAAAACAUUUACAACCCGGAGAAUUUCUUCAUCGGCGAACAUGGAAUGGGCGCAGGAAACAACUGGGCAGCGGGAUACGCGGCUGGCGAGAGGGUCCAAGAAGAGAUUUUUGAUAUGAUUGAUCGAGAGGCCGACGGCAGUGACUCUCUUGAGGGAUUCAUGCUCCUCCAUUCCAUUGCCGGUGGCACUGGGUCAGGCCUUGGGUCAUACCUCCUUGAGCGCAUGAAUGAUCGGUUUCCCAAGAAGAUCAUCCAGACAUACUCAGUGUUCCCGGAUACUGCGACUGGCGAUGUGGUGGUAAAUCCCUACAACAGCCUGCUCACCAUGCGACGGUUGACUCAGAACGCUGACUGCGUUGUGGUUCUGGAUAACGGUGCUCUAUCGAGCAUUGCAUCCGAAAGACUGCACGUCCAAGAACCCUCCUUUCAGCAGACGAAUCAAUUGGUGUCAACGGUCAUGUCGGCUUCUACAACGACACUGAGAUACCCUGGAUACAUGCACAAUGAUCUGGUGGGAAUCAUUGCAUCUCUGAUACCUACGCCGCGAUGCCACUUCCUGAUGACCGCCUACACUCCUUUCACCGGGGACAAUGUGGACCAGGCCAAAACCGUGCGCAAGACAACAGUGCUUGAUGUAAUGCGACGCCUUCUCCAACCCAAGAAUCGAAUGGUAUCCAUUACACCCUCAAAAUCUUCUUGCUACAUUUCAAUCCUCAACAUCAUUCAAGGCGAAGCCGACCCGACCGACGUCCACAAGUCUCUUCUGCGAAUUCGAGAACGGCGAAUGGCAAAUUUCAUACCCUGGGGUCCGGCCUCAAUUCAGGUGGCUCUGACCAAGAAAUCCCCGUACCUACCAAAUACGCACCGAGUCUCGGGUCUCAUGCUCGCGAACCACACCAGCGUUGCUACUCUUUUCCGGAGAAUAGUGGUGCAGUAUGAGAAAAUGCGGAAACGAAAUGCCUAUUUGGAGCAGUAUAAGAAGGAAGCCCCGUUUGCUGAAGGGCUGGCCGAAUUCGAUGAAGCCAAAGAGGUUGUGAUGGGUUUGAUUGGUGAAUAUGAGGCAGCGGAGAAGGACGAUUACCUUGACCCAGACGCCGGAGAAAAGAAAGCUGAUGGUGCCUAA